AUGCAGGUUUCUGAAUACGCAAUGUCUUCAAAAAUUCCCAGAGGUGUUAUUUUACCUACCGAAACCAAAAAAAAUGGACAUAAACUUCAAUUCAAAGCAGCAGCUGGGUCCAUAGUGGCGCAUAAUGCUGCCCACAAAUCAGAUGGUAACCUAAAAGCCCAAAAAGAAAAUGUUCCAAGGAAAAACUUUGCUCCUAAGGUUCAUAAAGGGGUUUCUACUAGGUAUGGGCAGCCAGCAGAGCUGAAGGAGAAUCAGCAUCCUACGGCUGCCAAUGAGGAACUGCAGAAAAACCUUUCAGAAACGCAGCAAAGAGUUACUGAGUUGGAGCUGCAGUUAAGUGAGCUUGAAAAGGAGAAUGCAGAGGUCCAUAAAAACCUACAGGACUGUCACAUUGUCUUAGUUUCUGCUAAAAUAGACCCAGUUUUAGGAGAAAGAGUGGGGGAUGCUGCACGGCAGAAUGAAGAACAAAGGAAAGAAGUUAUGAGUGUUUCUACAGAGCUGCUGAGGGAGUUGAAAGCUUUUGGAGAUGUUGCAUCACAGCAGCGCUCUCAGCUGGAGGAAAUCCAAACGACAAUGGUGGACCUCACAAAAGCCCGGGACCUUAUGAAGCAGGAGCGGGAGAACUUUUCACAGCAGGUGGCCGAAAUGGAACAAGCUCUAACAGAAGCCGAGGAGCUCUUACUGUAA
Molecule: messenger RNA, 687 nt
Organism: Menidia menidia (Atlantic silverside)
Lineage: Eukaryota; Metazoa; Chordata; Actinopteri; Atheriniformes; Atherinopsidae
Source: the annotation of a GenBank genome assembly